AUGGGUGACCAAGCCCGGGGAGUUUGGGGGAAAAAAAAGGGGUCCGGAGAGGAACUCUGGUGUCCCACCGUGACACGAAAGGGACAGAACAGGACGGCGGGCGGACAGGGACAAGACCGGAACUCCAGGCCAAGACACGGCGAAGAGGGGGGAAAGUCUCUCGCUCUCCCAGUCGACUCGCGCUGGACGUUUACCACCACCGGCCAGGAAGGGAAGGUGGACGCCACAGCUCCCUGGGUUCUUGGUCCGGUUGACUGCGGGGAACGCUGGCGUGCUCUGGAGUUGCCAUUGGCUAGGACCCGGGGGGGCGGCUGUGGUGAGAGAUUUCCCACUCCUGCAAUACCCUGUGGCAUGUUAUGGGCUGGUACGAAGAAGUGGGCAGUCGCCGCUACCUUGGACCGCCGUCAUGGGGGCGUUUGUCUUUCACGGCCGGAAAAUCACCCACAAGGCCCUCCCCCCUGA
Coccidioides immitis RS is the source of this 462-nucleotide messenger RNA. RefSeq lists its product as uncharacterized. The transcript is spliced from 4 exons. Lineage: Eukaryota; Fungi; Ascomycota; Eurotiomycetes; Onygenales; Onygenaceae. The record is from RefSeq and is a predicted model, not a curated record. The coding region runs from base 1 to 462 and encodes 153 amino acids.